Molecule: messenger RNA, 1296 nt
Organism: Cutaneotrichosporon oleaginosum
Lineage: Eukaryota; Fungi; Basidiomycota; Tremellomycetes; Trichosporonales; Trichosporonaceae
Biological process (GO): L-homoserine biosynthetic process; aspartate family amino acid biosynthetic process
Molecular function (GO): homoserine dehydrogenase activity; NADP binding; aspartate kinase activity
Source: RefSeq, a predicted model, not a curated record
GCCAUCGAUAUUUCUCCAACUCCACUCAUCUCAUCACUAAAAUGGCUGCUACUCGUGUUCCCGUGGCCCUCAUCGGUGUCGGCGGCGUCGGCAAGGCGAUCCUGCAGCAGCUGCUCGCCGCCCCGCUCGCGGCCAAGUUCAAUGUCGUCCUCGUCGCGAACAGCCGUCUCAGCCUCUCGCUCCCGCUCCCCAACAACUCCCCUCUUACUGACGGCAACCUCGUUCCCAUUCUCGAGCAGCACGGCCAGGCGCUCGACGUGACCUCGGUCAUCUCGCUGCUUGCCAACCACCCCGACGGCGCCGGCGUGCUCAUCGACUCGACGGGCUCGGACGCUGUCCCUUCCCUGUACCCCACGAUGCUCGCGCACGGCGUGCACGUCGUCACGCCCAACAAGAAGGGCUUCUCGGGCCCCGCCGCGCUCUACGACGCCAUCCAGGCCGCCGCAUACCCCAACUCCAAGGCGCUCGUGUACGGCGAGUCCACGGUCGGCGCCGGCCUCCCCAUCCUCUCGACGCUCAAGGACCUCGUCGGCACCGGCGACGAGAUCGAGCGCAUCGAGGGCGUUUUCAGCGGCACCCUGUCCUACAUCUUCAAUGAGUACUCGAAGCCCGAGGGCGGCGACGUCAAGUUCUCCGAGGUCGUCCAGAUCGCCAAGGACAAGGGCUACACCGAGCCCGACCCGCGCGACGACCUGAGCGGCACCGAUGUCGCCCGCAAGCUCGCGAUCCUUGCCCGUCUUUGCCCCGGCGCUCCCCAGCUCCCCGAGGGCGCGUUCAGCGUCCCCACCGAGUCGCUUGUGCCCCCCGUCCUCGCCGACGCAAAGGACAAGGACGAGUACCUCUCCCGCCUCGCCGAGGGUGACGAGCACUUUGCCAAGCUCCGCGCCGAGGCCGAGAAGGAGGGCAAGGUCGUCCGCUACGUCGGUGUCAUCGACCUCAAGGCCGGCAAGGUCGAGUGCAAGCUCGGCAAGUACGACAAGGACCACGCCUUCGCCACUGCCCUCAAGGGCUCGGACAACAUCAUCUCGUUCUCCACCAAGCGCUACUCGCCCCGCCCACUCAUCAUCCAGGGAGCUGGUGCCGGUGCCGACGUGACUGCCAUGGGCUGCACUUCCGACCUCCUGAAGGUCUACGAGCGCAUCCGCUACUAGGCGUGAGAGGUAGAGUGGCGGGGGAGAGCAUAGAGCAGCAUGGGAAGAACAUGAAGACAUAUCCGCAUCGUAGACUAUGCACGAUAGAGCGGGGACUAGUGAUAGACAGGCGUAAGGUGUGGCUGGAGGAAGCCCGUGAAGAGAG